This is a messenger RNA of Paramacrobiotus metropolitanus, 1325 nucleotides long. RefSeq names its product transmembrane protease serine 9-like. The record is from RefSeq and is a predicted model, not a curated record. Gene Ontology annotation, molecular function: protein binding; serine-type endopeptidase activity. Bases 1 to 1089 code for a protein of 362 amino acids. The transcript is spliced from 4 exons. Gene Ontology annotation, biological process: proteolysis. NCBI's taxonomy places the organism in Eukaryota, Metazoa, Tardigrada, Eutardigrada, Parachela, Macrobiotidae.
AUGCAAGCAUGCCGUGCGCCGAACGGGUACUGGACUCUGCCGCCGUCUGAAUCGGCGUUGCUGCUUCAUGAAGUUGAGCGAAAGUCCUAUGUGCGGCUUGUCAAGGCUGAUGCCGAGCCGAAACGGAAACAGUCGUUGUGUGCCGGUGAGCGCGUAUUGGAGUUGCCGCUGGAAAUGCUAAAGGAUAUCUUCCAGUCACUGGACAUCGUUGAAAGGCUGCGCUGCCGCCACACCUGUCAGCUAUGGGAUGCUAUUCUCACGACGGCGGAACUGUGUAGCGAUGUGCGUGUAUCGCGGCAGUCGUCAAACGCACCAAAUCGGCAAAAAUGGUGGAAGCCAAUCAGCAAUAGCCCGGCAAUUAUUAAAUCCAAAACUCCGCCCCUGCCGGCGCCAACCACGGGCGCCGCCGCCGGCGAUUCGAAUACACCGACCAAAGUGUUACCAGACGCUCUGUGGGCCACAGGCUCCAGGAUUAUCGGCGGUGUGGAGGCGCAGGAAGAAAGCUGGCCGUGGAUUGUGGCACUCAUCCAGUUCCGGCCGGAAUACAUGCCGCCCGUCUACCAGUUUUGUGCUGCCAGUCUGAUUAGCGAUCGCUGGAUCGUGACUGCCGGUCACUGCGUGGACAACCACCCCGACGACUUCCUCACCACCCACAUUAAAGCGGUGGUCGGGAUUACCGACAUUAAACAAGUGCUCACCCAGCCGGAGCUACUGCUGCCCAUCUCCCGGGUUUUCCACCAUCCGGACUACGACAAUCCCAAGGACAACACUAACAAUGAUGUGGCCCUGCUGGAGCUGGCGGAGCCUGUCAAGUUCACCUCGCGUAUCCAGCCUAUCUGCUUGCCGACGCAUCCGUCCACGGAUCUGGCCAGUGCCGCCAAUAUUGACAAAGAACGCGACGGAAAGAAAGUGGCAUUUGUUGCUGGAUGGGGGCAUUUGGUGGAAAACCAAGGACGGAGCGACAAUAAUUUCGCCGUUCCUAUCUUGAUCUUGGGCAUCGGUUCGGAUAAACUGCAGCAAGUGGCCAUUGAUUUGUAUGACCGGACUACGUGCUUUAAACAGCUGGAAGAGUUCACAUUCACUGAUUGAUGCUUUAUUCGGAUUGUAUCAUACUGGUAUAUCUAUAUGUACUGGUAUAUCCGGCGCAAAAAUAACUAACUGCCGUGAAUUUGUGGGUUUGUGGUGGCUUCCGGGAAAAUUGGAAAAAUUCCUGCCAAGGCGACAGCGGUGGCCCGUUGGUGGCUAAGGACAAGGAUGGGCACCACGAGCUGAUCGGAGUGGUGUCGUGGGCCGACGUGGGGGAAGGGCUGCGCGCAGCCCGGUGU